This is a messenger RNA of Zonotrichia leucophrys gambelii, 1161 nucleotides long. It is a transcript of the gene SIRT6, whose product is annotated as sirtuin 6. Lineage: Eukaryota; Metazoa; Chordata; Aves; Passeriformes; Passerellidae. Gene Ontology annotation, cellular component: nucleus. Gene Ontology annotation, biological process: negative regulation of transcription by RNA polymerase II. The transcript has 8 exons. The record is from RefSeq and is a predicted model, not a curated record. Gene Ontology annotation, molecular function: histone H3K9 deacetylase activity, NAD-dependent; NAD+ binding; transcription corepressor activity. Bases 38 to 1051 code for a protein of 337 amino acids.
CCCGCCCGGCUCUUCCGGCCGCGCCGCGGCCGCGCCGAUGGCGGUGAAUUACGCGGCCGGGCUGUCGCCGUACUCGGACAAGGGCAAGUGCGGCCUCCCCGAGAUUUUUGACCCUCCGGAGGAGCUGGAGCGGAAGGUGCAGGAGCUGGCAGAGCUGAUCCGCAGCUCCUCCCAUGUGGUGUUCCACACGGGGGCAGGGAUCAGCACGGCCUCGGGCAUCCCUGACUUCAGGGGCCCCAAUGGUGUGUGGACUAUGGAAGAGAAAGGGCUCUCCCCAAAAUUCGACACCACCUUCGAGAAUGCCAGGCCCUCCAAGACUCACAUGGCGCUGCUGGGGCUGCAGAGGGUGGGGAUCCUGAAAUUCCUGGUCAGCCAGAACGUGGACGGCCUGCACGUGCGCUCGGGAUUCCCACGGGACAAGUUGGCCGAGCUCCACGGGAACAUGUUUGUGGAAGAGUGUGUGAAAUGUGGGAAGCAGUACGUGCGCGACGCCGUCGUGGGCAGCAUGGGGCUCAAGCCCACAGGACGCCUCUGCAGCGUCACCAAGGCCCGGGGGCUGCGGGCCUGCAGAGGGAAGUUACGAGACACUAUUCUGGAUUGGGAAGAUUCCCUGCCUGACCGUGACCUGACGCUGGCAGAUGAAGCCUGCAGGAAAGCCGAUCUCUCUGUCACCCUGGGGACCUCUCUGCAGAUCAAACCCAGCGGGAACCUCCCGUUGAUCACCAAGAAGAGAGGAGGGAAGUUGGUCAUUGUCAACCUCCAGGCAACCAAACACGACCGCCAGGCCGACCUGCGCAUCCACGGCUACGUGGAUGAGGUGAUGAUGAAGCUGAUGAAGCACCUGGGGCUGGAGGUGCCCGAGUGGACGGGGCCGGUGGUGGUGGAGAGCGCCGAGCUGGCCGAGGGCGAGCGGGAGCAGCUCAAGGAGGAGCCCCUGGGGCAGCACAACGGCACCGCAGCGCCCCCAGAGCGCCUCAAGCAGGAGUGCCCCAGCCCGGACACGGGGCCAACGCCCGUGAAGAAGAUGAAGGUGGAGCCUCUCCUCACCUGACCUGGACUGUCCCUGUCUCACCUGGGCUGCUUUUCCUACUACCGACUUUUUUUUAUACCCUUAAAUAUUGUCCCUUUUUUUAUGUCAGUAUUAAACAUACUUGAAUUGUG